This is a messenger RNA of Meleagris gallopavo (turkey), 1315 nucleotides long. NCBI's taxonomy places the organism in Eukaryota, Metazoa, Chordata, Aves, Galliformes, Phasianidae. The record is from RefSeq and is a predicted model, not a curated record.
GGUUGAAAAAAGGUUGAGUAGUCAAGGCCAAAAUAAGCCCACUGAGGCCCUGAGCAUAGCAGUUUGUGAAAGCUUUAGCUUCCAAUUUGCCAUAACAACAUAAAUUUUUGCUUUAGAAGAAUAUGCUGCAAAGGCAUUGUCUGAACCCCAGCAUGAGGGUAUGCGAGCCACUGAACUGUCAUUGUUUAGAUUGCAAUAUUCGCAAAGACCAGUUGUGGCCUCUGCUAUGAUAAAUCUAGCAACAUGGAAGAAAGAGGCAAUUUCCAAACCCAAAGAGCCCAUUGUUGCAACCCAGGGCAAAUUUGGUGAAGGAGUAAGUGGAGAAGAAGAGAGCACUACCUCAGAAAUGUCUGGCUGGUGGUAACUGUUUGCUUUCCACCUUUCAGGAUGGCCUGGGAUUCACUGUGUGGCAGGGACCUGCUGCGUCCCACAAUAAGAAGAGCCUCAAGCAUCGCACGGCGAGGGCAGAGGGGGGACACCCCAUCCCUGGAGGAGCUGCAGCGCCUGCUCUGGACACGUACACGCCCCAUGGGGCAUGUGGAUGAAGUCUGGCCAAACCUUUAUGUGGGAGACCUGUAUGUUGCUCGUGACAAAGCACAGCUGAGCCAAAUGGGCAUUUCCCAUGUUGUGAAUGCUGCUGCUGGGCGCUUCCACCUCAACACUGGGCCCAAAUUCUACAAAGACCUUCCUGUGGAUUACUAUGGAGUAGAAGCAGAGGACAACCCGAACUUUGAUCUCAGCAUUUACUUCUACCCCGUUGCUCGAUACAUAAGAGCUGCACUGAAUUCCCCAAGAGGCAAAGUACUGGUCCACUGUGCAAUGGGAAUAAGUCGAUCUGCAACUCUUGUCCUCGCCUUCCUAAUGAUCUGUGAGGACAUGUCUCUUGCCGACGCGAUUCAGGCCGUGCGCUCCCACAGAGGGAUCUGCCCCAACUCCGGCUUCCUGGAGCAGCUGCGAGAGCUGGACCUGAGGCUGGGGAGGGAGAAGCGUGCAGGAGCUGGGGUCUGCUAGCACUGGGGCCUGCUAGCAUCGGGCUGGCCAGCAGCAGGAGCACAACCAGCCACCAGGCUCAAACUGAGGCCAGCACAUGGACACUGCGGGCACAUUGUUGCAGCUGCACUGAGAAACUCUGCUGGAGAGAGCCGAUUGGAGCUUGCGAUGUAUUUUUUGGAUAAGCCCACUAAUUGAAAGAAACUGAAAUAAAGAAGGAUUCAGACCGGCAAUUUCACCCACCUGGGCCUGCUUUUUUAACAACCAGCUUUGCAGGGUACAGGCAGCAGUUGGUUUUUCAUGCAGAAUUAAAAGGCAGUGCAGC